Messenger RNA from Penaeus chinensis, 2734 nucleotides. RefSeq lists its product as uncharacterized. Gene Ontology annotation, biological process: regulation of transcription by RNA polymerase II. Gene Ontology annotation, cellular component: nucleus. The record is from RefSeq and is a predicted model, not a curated record. The coding region runs from base 23 to 2269 and encodes 748 amino acids. Gene Ontology annotation, molecular function: RNA polymerase II transcription regulatory region sequence-specific DNA binding; DNA-binding transcription factor activity, RNA polymerase II-specific. The transcript has 2 exons. NCBI's taxonomy places the organism in Eukaryota, Metazoa, Arthropoda, Malacostraca, Decapoda, Penaeidae.
CUUCACACAACGCACACGAGCAAUGGCUGAUACAACAACGUCUGAUGAGGUCAGUAGCGGAUGUUCCCUUGUGUUGAAGGCUUUAGAGUGCGCGGCCUUGGGCGAGUGCGCGCGGGGCCUCGAGCCGGAGUUCGCCGGCGCUGCUGCCUCUUGUCGGGCCGCCGACGCCGCCCUCCAAGGGCCUCCAGCCUGCCCUUCCGGCGCCUUCCUAGCGUCUCCCAAGAGCGACCCUCUCGCAGAUAGUCCCGGGGAGGACCAGCACACGGUCAGGCAGGGCGCCAUGCAGGAGCAACAGCAGCAGCACCUCCGGGCCAUGCUGGGCACCAGUGGGCAGCUGGCGUACUACGGCCUUCGCCUGGCCCCACCGCCGCCACACGUGACGACGAACACGGUGACGGGCGGCAUCUGCUCGACGACUUUUGGGAGGAUGAGAGCCCCGAACGCCGUGCCCUCCGUGCGGCCUGCGCUCUAUCUCCCCAUGCAUGCCUAUCAGCAUCCUUCCUCCACCGUGCCCUCUGUCACAGCUGCUGUUGUCAGCACUGCCACCGCUGUCGCGCCCUCCACGCCCACCACAUCCAACAUGCAUUGCCGCGUCGCCAGUUCCACGUCCAGCAGCGUGGACAGCAGCACGCCGAAGAGUCCCAAGGCGAGCAAGAGCGAGAGCAAGGCCAGCGCCGACAGCCAGGAAGGCAGAGGAGGCCACGGCCAGGAGGAGGGGGCUGGGAACCCUCAGGAGGACGGGUGCAGACGCAACCAGGAGGGAGGAGGCAUUCAGAGCCAAGACGGAAGAGGCGCCUCCGCUCCAGAAAGCGGCGCAGGAAGGAGUCAAGAAGGAGGGGGUAUCCGGAAGUCCCCCCCGCCCCCCUCGCGGAUGGUUACUCGCAGCCAAACGGCCGCCGGACGAACCACGAUUAAUCUGGAGGUCGAAGAUCGCGUGUCCAAUGUGCGUGCCAAAGGGCACAAGCGCGCACGUUCCUGCAGCAGCGAGCGUGAAGUGGUAAGUCCCCGGAAGGUGUGCCGCGAGCCCUCCGCCAGCACUUCUGUCGGCUUCGAUGACUUCGCAUUCUCAAAAAACCCUGCCGGGGCUGGCAUCGAGUUUGGAGCGGUUUGCACAGAUUGCGGUGCCGUGGCUGUGACUGGCGCGGGCUGGACUGCGCACCAGGCCGCCCACCGCGGGGAAGGAGCCGCCUGUAACUUCUGCACUCAGGUGUUCCUCAGCAGCCAUGGGCGUGACGCACACCAGCAACUGCACAGGGAAGGACACACGCGAGACGUGGAUGAUUACUGCGAAUGUGGGCUCUGCGGUGGAUCCUUCAUCGCUGUCAUGUAUCUGGAGCUGCACCUGCUGGAGCUGCACGGGCGCGACGCUCUCUACGACCCUCGCUCGCUGCACCUGGGCCCGACGACCUCCGCGGAGCCUACCUGCCCUCCGGAGGACGAGAGCGGCCGCCAGCUGUUCCGGUGCGGCGUCUGUCACUCGCUCUUCACUUUCAGUCUCAAUCUUGACUGCCACAUGGCACUCCACUCGGAUGUCUCUUACGGCUGCGCCCUUUGCGACGCAAUCUUCCCAGCUCUCGACCCGCUGGUCACGCACUCGAAAGCCCACAGGUUCGCCGGCAUAGCGCCGCCCCCUGCACCAGGCAUGGCAGUUCAUGCGUCUUCCCCGCAGGUUCCCCCGCGACGCCAUCCCACGCCCCAACGCCACGUCUUGCCACCCACAGCACCGCCGCCCAUGAAUGUGUGGGGAGCACAGCCAAUGCGGGCGGCGCACCACCCUCCAACCGUCCCUGCAGCUCAGCCCAUGACCUCUCCGAUCGGUGUUCCCAUGAACCCUACCAUGAACCCCACCAUGAGCCCCGCCAUGAACCCCGCAAUGAACCCCACCAUGAAUCCCACCAUGAAUCCCACCAUGAAUCCCACCAUGAAUCCCAAUAUGAAUCCAGCCAUGAACUCUGCCAUGAACUCUGCCAUGACGCCUGCCAUGUUGAACUACUGCAUGAUGAUGUCGCUUUGGGGCGGCGACAAAACCCCGGCGACUUCGGAGGCGGCAGUCUGGCCGAACUACUUCAACCCUGCCAUGGCUAAUGUCUUCAACUACUUCAACCCAUACCUUCUUAACAACAAUAACAAUAACAACAACAACACUCCCAACAAUAACAACCCGAGCAACGGGAACAAAGGGAGCCUGGGCGGGGGCAUGCGCAAGGACGGCAUCGAGGUGACGGGGGCGCUCGGAAGGGAGGACGCCUUGGUGGACGGGUCUGCCUGAAUACGUGAGCCUCGAAAGUGGAGGUCGAGGUGCGCCGAGUUGCAGUUGAAAUGAUGCUCAGUGGGAUUAAUGAUAUUGUACUGUGAACCGUCAGCAGUUUGCGUCAAGUUGAAGCAAACCUUAGUGCUACUAUUGUCAAUUCUGAGUAUUGCCUUUGUGAUAUCAUGACAAGAGUGGUUUUCAUUCCGUGUAAUGGCGGCGUAACCUUUAACAGUGAUAGUUCUAAGUAAAUGUUCUAGUCUGGAAAAGGGAACUUGUACAAGUAAUCAAGGUACUAAUUAGAACCAAAACAGUCGUUCGUGCAGUUAUAGAUAAGCCACAGAAUAUUUGGCAAAGGAACUGUAUGUCAUUUUGCUUCAUGAUGAUAAUUCAGUCGUUUUUGUUAUUUUGUUGUGUAUAUAGAGUUGUAUUUGAAUAUUAGAUUGUAAUAUUGUUAUGAAAAGAGUCCUAUGACGAAUACGACAC